AUGGAACGAAUACAUUCAUUUUUAAAGCAAGACCCGGACAAUGCUUCAGAAAUCGCUAAUCCUGCUGAACUUGAUCUAGAACGGUCGAUUGAAAGUUUGCUAGCUGACGAUUCUGACGAUGUCACAGAUGAUACUUUUGAAGAAUCGUUCAGUGAUCAAUGUGAUAUUGCAAAGGAAUUGAAAAACCAAGAGGAAAAACAAGCCAGUAUAGAUUCCGAAACCAGUACAAAGCACGAUGAAUCGAACACGAAGUCAAAAAAUUUGCAUGAAGAGUCCAUUGGUCUAUAUACGGUGACAAAGUCUGGCAAUCUGCAAACAAAAUCAACAAAUAGGCAUAAUCCCUUGGGAAGUAGUGCCAGCUGUAAUCGCGACUCCGCUGAGAUUAGUCGACUGAAUUCGAAACUUGACAGAUUUUCUGAAAACGUGACAAACAAAUUACAAAAUCUCAGCGUCGAGAUAAACAACAUUAAAGAGAACAAACCCUACUCUAUUUUGGUUUUAGAAAACGUAGUCAAUGAUCUAAAGGAAGAUAAGCUUGUGCUAAUUAGAAAGAACGACGAACUCAGGGAACAAAACAUGGAUAUGUCUCAUAUUAUAUCUGAUUUGAAAAUGGCAAACAAAAAUCUGGAAAGCGAAAAGAGCAGCCUGUUGACAGCUCUUAAAUUAAUACAAAAUGACCACCAACAAACGUGCACGAAAACAAUUGUGGAAAAUGACGGCGAGAAUAAUGUGGAAUUGGUUUGCGAAACAAUAGAGGGAAGUGAAGUCACUCAACCAAAACCUUCAUCCAAUCAGCCCGCAAAUGAUAAGCAUCUUAACACCGAAGCUAGUACUGGGAAAAAUCGUAAAAAGAAGGGAACGAAAUCUAAGUCCAAACCUCCAACACAAAAUUCCAGCCAACAAACUGCGGAUGUAGAUACUUCUGGUGGUAUUGUGAACACCUCUAGUUCUAAAUCAACGGGGCAAGGCAAGAAAACAGUUGUUAUUGCAGGGGACUCAAUUGUUAAAAAUACUAUUGGUCCGAAAAUGAGUGCUGACGAUCCUAAUCACCAUUUUAUUGUAAAGCCGUUCCCUGGAGCAACAGUCUCAGAUAUGGAGGAUUUUGUCAAGCCAUUGACAAGAAGGACACCGGACAAGAUGAUCUUACACGUCGGAACAAAUGACCUGAGAAGUCAUUCUACGCCGAAAAUAAUAGCAGACUCCAUUGUCAACAUUGUAACACAAAUAAAAGAAGAUUCACCAGGUACAGCCGUUGGCAUUUCAGCUAUUCUGGUAAGAAAUGACAAUAAUGACCUAGCUGCUAAAGCUAUUCAAACUAAUAAUAUUCUUAAAAGCUAUUGUAGUCGCAAUAGAAUCCCCUUUUUAAGUAAUUCAAAUAUGAAUGCAAGUCUCUUAAAUAUGAGGGUCUUCAUUUAAAUAGACAAGGUAGUUUAGCUUUACAACAAAACUUACUAGGUUUUGCAAAAACUAUUUCAGAUUGACUUUAUCCUACUCAGUCCGUUAUUCCUACCUCGCGCGGGUUUAAGCUCGCGGCACUUAAUGUGAGAAACCUAGUAAAUCAUAUUGAUGAGCUGCGAGUUUUGCUUGCUACUAGCCCAAUCGAUGUCCUAACAAUAAAUGAGACAUGGCUUAAUUCUACAAUAAGCGAUAACGAUGUAUAUAUACCUGGAUACGAAAUCAUACGUCGUGACAGGGCAUUUAGAAGUGCAGAUGGAAAAACGUAUGGAGGUGUUUGUUUUUAUGUACGCUCCAGCGUAAAUUUCUUACAGCGUAAAGACAUGUCUAUUGAUAAUUUAGAAAAUCUAUGUAUUCAAAUUCAAAAACCAAAUUCUAAGCCAUUUCUCGUUGCGACAUGGUACAGGCCACCAAAUUCGAAUGUUGAUAAAUUUAAUUAUUUUGAGACAUUUAUUGACAUGCUUGAUGCUGAAAAUAUCGAGUACUAUUUAUUGGAUGACCUAAAUUGUGAUCUCGGGUCGCCUGAUUUAGAGAGUAAUUCGAGAUCAUUAAUAGGCAUCACUGAGCUCUAUGGUUUACAUCAAUUGAUAAGUGAACCGACUCGAAUUACUGAAACUUCCUCAACUAUGAUUGAUCAUAUAUUCACCAAUACACCAGAUAAAAUUGUUUGCUCCGGUGUUUCUCAUGUCGGUAUUAGUGAUCACAGCUUAAUUUAUGCAUUCCGUAAGCUUUCAACCGGUCCACACAAUAAAGGCCAUUCUACAGUAAAUUAUCGAAAAUUUAAAAAUUUUAACUCUGAAAGUUUUCGAAGUGAUAUUUUUUCACAGAAUUGGGACGUCAUAAGGGCGUAUAAUAAUCCGAAUGAUAUGUGGCGUGUGUGGAAAACGACCUUUAAUAACGUAGUGGAAAUGCAUGCUCCUUUACGGACAAGGUGGGUAAGACUUUCUAAGUCGCCCUGGAUCACGCCUGAGUUAAAAAGACAUAUGCAUGAAAGAGAUAUUUUAAAAAUCAAGGCUAUUCGAUCUAAAGAUAUUUAUGACUGGGCUGCUUUUAAGAAAGCUCGCAACUCUGUGAACAAUGAAAUUAAAUUUGCGAAGAAAGCCCAUUAUAUGAAUGCUUUUCAUGAAAACGAGAGUAAUGUGAAAAAAACUUGGGGUAUUAUUAAUGAUUAACCUCAAGAAAACAAAAUAAUUCACAUGUAAAAGAGAUUAAACUAAAUGGUUCUUCAGUUAGUGACCCCCCAGGGUUAUCAGAGACGUUUAACACUCAUUUUGCUAGCAUUGGACCUAAGCUUAUAGAGAAGAUACCUUGUGAUGAAAAUAGUUUGAGUUUGAUAGUUUGA
Paramuricea clavata is the source of this 2797-nucleotide messenger RNA. NCBI's taxonomy places the organism in Eukaryota, Metazoa, Cnidaria, Anthozoa, Malacalcyonacea, Plexauridae. The record is from the annotation of a GenBank genome assembly.